Capsicum annuum is the source of this 3151-nucleotide messenger RNA. RefSeq names its product protein DEFECTIVE IN EXINE FORMATION 1. The record is from RefSeq and is a predicted model, not a curated record. The coding region runs from base 257 to 2866 and encodes 869 amino acids. Lineage: Eukaryota; Viridiplantae; Streptophyta; Magnoliopsida; Solanales; Solanaceae. The transcript has 13 exons. Gene Ontology annotation, molecular function: protein binding.
UUCGUUAUUUUCUGAUUCGCAAGCUCCUUAUACUAAAGAAGCAUUUGACUAUACAGCUCUUCUUCAACUUCACACAUUUCACCUCCAAAAUUCUGCACUCUUCAAAUCUCUCCUAAAUCCUCAGAAAAAAAAAACAACCCAAAUUGUUAGGGUUUCAAUAAAACUCGUCAAAAUUCACUGAAUUGUUUUUGCAUUUUUCGUUUUUUUUUUUCCGAAUCGAAAUUGCGAAAAAUUGUGAUUCAAAUCGAGGAUCUCGAUGAAACUUAGGGUUGUUUUACUCUGUUUUCUUAUCCUUUCGUCGAAUUUCUGUCAUUUGCAAUCAGAGGAGGAACGCAAGAGUAACAAAUUCCGAGAACGAGAAGCUACUGAUGAUUCCGCUGCAUAUCCUAAUUUAGACGAGGAUGAGUUGCUGAAUACACAAUGCCCUCAGCAUUUGGAGCUAAGAUGGCAGCAUGAAGUUAGUUCUAGCGUGUAUGCCUCGCCUUUGAUUGCUGAUAUCAACAGUGAUGGGAAGCUUGAGGUUGUAGUUCCCUCUUUUGUUCAUUACUUGGAAGUUCUGGAAGGUUCUGAUGGAGAUAAACUGCCAGGUUGGCCAGCUUUUCAUCAAUCUACCGUUCAUUCUAGUCCUUUACUGUAUGACAUUGACAAGGAUGGAGUGAGGGAGAUAGGUUUGGCCACCUACAACGGUGAGGUGCUCUUUUUCAGGGUGUCAGGAUACUUGAUGUCUGAUAAACUUGAGAUUCCUCGGUUGAAGGUCAAGAAGAAGUGGUUUGAGGGUUUGAAUUCAGUCCCUGUGGACCGUUCUCAUCCGGACGUCCAUGAUGACCAAUUAAUCCAGGAGCAUCUGAUGGAAUUUGUAGCCCGUCAUAACGCAUCUAGUCAUGGUGGCAACCAUUCGGACUCUACAGCAUCCGCAGUUCACAACAAGACACUUUCUGUUCUGGAAGAAGUCCACCCUGAUGCAUCUAAUGCUUCAAUAUCUUUGCCAUCAGAAGUUUCAUAUGACAACUCUUCUAAUUUAGAGGAUCAAAAGUUAAAAAAUAACAGUCUAGGUGAUGCAGAAACUAUGCAAAAGGGAAAAAAUAACAGUCUAGAUGAUGCAGAAACUAACAUGGCUAACUUGAACAAUAGUAUUCUGAGUUCAGAAAAUGAGAAAAUUAGGAAUUUGGAGAAUGGAACCAAUACCAGAAGAAGGCUUCUUCAAAAUGAUGUGUCAAAAAGAUCUGAGGAAGAUGUUCAUGCUGCAACCGUGGAAAAUGAAGAAGGUCUAGAAGCAGAUGCUGAUUCAUCUUUUGAUUUAUUUCGUGACAGUGACGAACUGGCAGAUGAGUAUAAUUACGACUAUGAUGAUUACGUUGAUGAGCACCAAUGGGAGGAUGAAGAAUUUCAGGAGCCAGAACAUGAGAAAGCAGAAGAUUAUGUGGAUAUAGAUGCUCAUGUUUUGUGUACCCCUGUCAUAGCAGACAUUGAUAGUGAUGGGGUGUCAGAGAUGAUUGUUGCAGUUUCCUAUUUCUUCGAUCAUGAGUACUACCAAAAUUCGGAGCACUUGAAGGAGCUUGGAGAUGUUGACAUUGAAAAAUAUAUAUCUGGUGGUAUUGUUGUUUUUAAUCUAGAUACCAAGCAAGUUAAAUGGACUCAACAGCUGGACCUAAGUACUGACUCGGGGAAUUUCCAUCCCUACAUACACUCUUCCCCCACGGUUGUUGAUCUGGAUGGUGAUGGAAAUUUGGACAUUCUAGUAGGGACCUCUUAUGGCUUGUUUUAUGUCUUGGAUCACAAGGGGAAAGUGAGGGAUAAAUUUCCUCUUGAAAUGGCUGAAAUCCAAGGAGCAGUAAUUGCAGCUGAUAUAAAUGAUGAUGGCAAGAUUGAACUAGUUACUACAGAUUCGCAUGGCAAUGUUGCUGCUUGGACUGCACAAGGGAAAGAAAUUUGGGAAAAGCAUCUUAAAAGCCUUGUUCCACAGGGGCCUGCCGUCGGUGAUGUGGAUGGGGAUGGCCAUACCGAUAUCGUUGUUCCAACACUUUCAGGGAAUAUUUAUGUUCUGAGUGGCAAGGAUGGGUCUAUUGUACGCCCAUAUCCUUACAGGACUCAUGGUAGAGUGAUGAAUCAAGUUCUUCUUGUUGACUUGACCAAACGUGGGCAGAAGAAAAAAGGGCUUACAAUCGUCACUACAUCAUUUGAUGGUUACUUGUACCUCAUAGACGGACCUACAUCAUGUGCUGAUGUUGUAGAUAUCGGUGAAACAUCAUACAGCAUGGUCUUGGCUGACAAUGUUGAUGGUGGAGAUGACCUCGAUCUUAUUGUGACAACAAUGAAUGGCAAUGUCUUCUGUUUUUCGACACCUUCUCCGCACCAUCCCCUCAAGUCAUGGAGAUCACCAAACCAAGGGAGAAAUAAUGCUGCAUACCGAUUAGAUCGUGAGGGAGUCUAUGCCACUCCAUCAUCAAGAGUUUUCCGUGAUGAAGAAGGCAAGAGCUUUUGGGUUGAAAUAGAAAUUUUUGAUAAAUACAGAUACCCAUCUGGGUCUCAAGCUCCAUAUAAUGUCACGGUGAGUUUGUUAGUACCUGGCAAUUACCAAGGUGAUAGAACUAUUAAGCAAAAUAAGAUAUUUAAUCAACCCGGAAAACAUAGGCUUAUGCUCCCAGUUGUUGGUGUGAGGACUGCUGGUACAGUGUUGGUCGAGAUGGUUGACAAGAAUGGGCUAUAUUUCUCUGAUGAUUUCUCUUUGACAUUCCAUUUUCACUAUUAUAAGCUGUUAAAAUGGCUUCUCGUUCUUCCUAUGCUGGGGAUGUUUGGUGUGCUUGUCAUUCUUCGUCCUCAGGAGGCCAUGCCAUUACCAUCAUUUUCGCGAAACACCAAUCUCUAAUGUUGCAUUCACAUAAAAUACAGCACUUGUAACAGAAAUGAGGCAUCUUCUCCAGCUGGAACUUUGAACUGACAAACAGUGGAACGUUCAGCAGUUCAAGUAUGAGCAGAUGGAUGUUGAACUGUAUAGGAAAAGGGACAAUUGCCUUAGAUCCUGCCCGAGUCUGAAUUCUGAGUAUACAAUUCGAUUUGUGACAUUGUACCCUUCCCCAGGUGUAACAUACUGAUAAUUGUUGACACAUUCAAGUGAACAAUGAUUAUUUAUGUGACCACAAGUUUGUUCGAA